Molecule: messenger RNA, 1738 nt
Organism: Vitrella brassicaformis
Lineage: Eukaryota; Vitrellaceae
Source: the annotation of a GenBank genome assembly
CACGUGUUGUAUCUCUACAUCCGCAUCACCAUGUGUGUGUCGCCCCGCUACGACACAAGUCGCCGCGCAGAUGGCUGCAGAUCUUGCAACUCUCGGAUCAGCCAGACACAGCACACCAGCAGCCUCCUUACUGACAUUCUCGGUUGGGCGCGUGUGUUUCGACAUGCGAUAGAUACGAAAUGCCAGACGCAGUCGAUGAUGUGUUUACCAUCAAGCCAUCAGUCGCCAAGUGAAGCACAACGCACACACCAGUGGCCUCUCUAGCAGCUGAUGGGUCUGAUACGUGUCUGAUGCUCCAGCGGCUGCCGAAAGCGACCCUCUCAUGCAGCCAAAGACGCGCUAAACCAGCGACAUCACUCACGCUAUCAGCCGCCGUGCCGCAGCUUCGGUGGGAUCACACGACUAGCACUCGAAAAGUUUAACUGUAGCUUCACUUCCUACAUACAGACAAGACACAGCACAACACAACACUCAGAAAGCGUCGCGAUUCGGUGUGGUGUGGGCGCACAAGUCUACUGUGUGCGCACCUCGGGAAAGGGUUUCUUUCUCAGCUCCUUCAAGAGGUUCAUGUAGAGCUGCAUGAUAGUCAUCGAGUCGAUCUCCGCCCUGGUGAUGUUGAAGUGCUGCAUGAGGUGCUCUCGCAGGCUCUUGAAGCUCGCUUCUGUGGCCAUCUCGCCCUUCUCAUACCCUCUCAUGCUGUUGAUCUGCUCGCUCACGCGGCUGAUCUGCUUGCUGAGUCGAUUGAGAGCCUUCAUCACAGCGCCAUCGGCCCCAUCACCCCCCUCGCUCAGUAGGGACGAGGGCUCCGCUGUCGAGAAAUAGGCUUCCCUGUACUCGGCAAUGGUCAUCGUCGGAUUCUUCUUGAUGGAGAAGGUGUGCGGCAUCAGCUCAAGCAGCUCGAGGGCCUUGUAGAGAUGUGUCGUGUCCCCCUCAGGCAGAGGGACUGCGACGAAGCUCUCGCUGGGCGAACGGAGAGAAUCGAGGGGAGCGAUGUAGAGGAGGGGGUGGAGAGCUCGGCGGGUGAGGGAGUUGGUGGUGCUGCUCAUGUGCCGUUUGCUCUUGGAUGUGUGUGGGGACACGCCGUGGAGGACACCACCGAGAUGUCCCUCGGCAGUCACCAUAGGGGUUCCCGAGUCGCCCGGCAUUGAAGUGACGCCCGAGAGCUGCAGCCACAUGCGUGGCUGCGACCCGGCGGUCGAUGUCCCAGCCGCAGGGCCCAUAACGCCAGCCGCUGGCGCCGCCGCGGGAGCCACACACGAUGGCACCUCUGAAUGGAUCUCCGUGACCUCGCCCUUGAAGAAUCGCUGUUUGUCGACAGAAAACAGCUCGUGCCGGAGGCUGACAUUGUCGGCUGCAAUGAGCGGCUUGGCGCGGAGUGCGGCGCGGACGAUGUCGUUGUGCUCAAUCCUUAGUAGGGCGAGAUCUGGGUGUCCAUCAGCGAGGUAGCCCUCGUGCAUCCACGCCAUCUCGACGGCCAUCUCCUGCUCUUUGUUGCCGAUGUCGGUCAUUACCUUCGUCGCGCCAAUGGCGACGUGUGCGGCGGUGAUCACAUAGAGCUCGUCAGUGUUGGUCUUCAGCAUCAGCCCCUUGCCGUAAUGGUCCUCGUCAGGCUGGAAGACGUCACACAGAUUCAUCAACUCACUCCGCUGAUCCCCCCUACCAUUCCUCGAGAGGCAAGACGUCGUCCACGCCUUAAUAAUCCACGCCUUAAUCAUCUCAGAUACGCCGCACUUUCGCC